AUGAAUUACUCUUUGCCGAUCUCAAAUGCUUUUGCCUCAUUAGAUGUUUUGAGCAGCGUAUGCGAACAAUAUCAGUGGAAAUGGGUUGAGGGCAUGCUGAUAGGAGGCUGCCUCCAAUACGGGCUAGAACGGUACGCUGAGGCACUUGAGUGGUUCUCUAGGAUUGUUAAAGUAGAUGAGUGUCAUGUCGAAGCCAUAACCCAUAUGGGUGCGGCUUUGUAUUGUCUCAAUCGCCAAGCCGAGGCUGAGCAGAGCUGGCUCAAGGCUGUCAAGCUGCAGCCCUGCCAUUUGGAUGCUACCGAGCAUUUGGUAGCUCAUCUGUACAAAAACCGCGGCGGCGAAGCUGUAGAGGUGAUAUCUUCCGUUCAGAAAGCGUUGCGUCUCACGACACAAGAAAUGGCUUGCGGAGAUGCCGAGAGGAUCACGUCCGAAUCUAGAACAGACAAAGUGCCGAUUCAGUCCAGUAACGCCGGAGCCGGCUUGAGUCACUCAAACAAGUGCCAGGAAGUUGACUCGGCAGGUUUUGGAUCUAGCGGCUAUAUGCUACCAGGACUCAAAAACGGAAGGAUUUUGGCCCUGGUCCACGCCAAAGGCACCAUACUGUAUGGUAGGAGGGACGUUCAGCGCGCAGCAGAAGCGUUUCAAGAAGCCGUAUUGAUCAGCAUAGGGCGGCAGGUCACUAAUAUACAAGAGUUGAUCUGUCGUAUCCAGUAUGCAUUAACAGCACAAGACGGACAGCAAAUAGCGGAGGGUAACAGGACACACACUCCCGCGCUACCGAUGCUCCCUCCGGAGAAGGCUAGACACACCUCCCGUCUGGUGUUCGGUAGCAGCGGUGAGCUUCCUGGUCUGGACUCCAUGUCUAGUGGCAGCUCCAACUCAUACUUGUUCCGUGGCUCCUCGCAAGUGGGGGAUAUACUUUCUCUGUACUAUCUGUCUUUAUCUCUUCAGGAAAGCCCGUCUACAGCCAAUAAUGUUGGCAUCCUUUUGGCUGGAAUUCAGCAAUUGCCUGCAACGUCAUCCCUCGAGGCUACGAGAGUUUCAUCGCAGACGCAAAUACCUGGAAUCAACCCCGGGAGUGGUCUUGCUUUGGCCUUGUCGUACUACAACUACGGUCUUCGCCUCGAUCCAAACCACGUUCAUCUUCACACAAAUCUGGGCAGCUUACUGAAAGAUGUUGGUCAACUGGAUUUAGCCAUACAAAUGUACGAGCGCGCAGUGUCUUGCGACGGCAGGUUUGACAUUGCUUUAACAAAUCUUGCCAACGCUAUCAAAGACAAGGGGCGAAUCAACGAUGCAAUAUUGUACUAUCGACGUGCAGUACAUGCAAACCCAGAGUUUGCGGAGGCAGUAUGUGGACUCUUCACGGCCUUGAACUCUGUUUGCAACUGGCAUGGUCGUGGCGGCGUUCUGCUGGAGUCUGGAAGGUUUGACCGAUGGCACGUCGAUGCUAACGGGGGGCUUGUUGAUGUUCAAGCCAGCGAACGCGGCAGCGGCCUCACGCAACGCGUGGUUGAAAUUGUCACCCAGCAACUGAGGGACGCAUGCCAUUGGGGGCUAGGCGUACUACACGAUUCUGCUAUAAGCGGACUGAUGGAACAACUGCAGCAUUUGUGCAAGGACCCAUCCUUCAAGCUGGAUGAGGCUCUUCAUGAAUGGGCUGGAAAACCUUGGGAAGGGUCCCGUUUGGUGCGUUUGAUAGAGCGCGCCGCCAAGGUGAUGCAGAGAAAUUGGUACAGAGAUCUGCAUGUGACGGGAAGACAUGGUCCAUCGCGGUAUGUCAGGCCGAGAUUACCCCCGAGCCUGACUGUCCCAUCCGCUCCCACCGUCCUGCCUUUUCAUACCUUCACUUGCCCGUUAUCCGCAAGCCAAAUACGGGUGAUAGCGCAACGGAACGCUCUCCGAAUAUCAUGCUCGACGCUUCGAUCGCCUUGGAUACCAUCGAUGAUCUAUCCGCCGCCUUCGCCACCCCGCCCGCAUUUGAACGUGGGAUAUAUUUCCUCGGAUUUUAAUAAUCAUCCCUUGGCACAUUUGAUGCAAUCGUCGUUCGGCCUUCACGACACAAAGCGAGUACGAGCAAUUUGCUAUGCCACAACUGCAAGCGAUGGGUCCGUUCAUCGGCUGCAGAUUGAAAAGGAAGCACCGGUGUUUCGAGAUGUCAGCAGUUGGUCCCCAGAUAGACUACUUGGCCAAAUCUCACGCGACAACGUUCAUAUCUUGGUUAACCUGAACGGCUACACUCGUGGCGCACGCAACGAGAUAUUUGCCGCCAGGCCAGCUCCGAUCCAGAUGUCAUUCAUGGGGUUCGCUGGUACGUUAGGCGCAGAGUGGUGUGAUUACAUCCUUGCCGAUAAGACGGCUGUCCCAGCUACGACUCUCCGCCCCUGGAGAGAUAAUAUUUCGAUAGAGGACCUCUUUUGCGACGACAACGAAGGCAUGAAGGGCGACUGGAUGUACUCGGAAAACGUGAUCUUCUGCCGUGAUACAUUCUUCUGCUGCGACCAUGCGCAAUCCUGUGCCUCGGGUGAGAAUGGCAUCACCUGGGAUGAGGUCGAGCGUAAGAGGUGGGAGAUGCGGAAGGAGCUGUUCCCAGCGCUGGAAGAUGAUGCCAUUAUUUUAGGCAACUUUAACCAGCUCUACAAGAUUGAUCCCACUACGUUUCGAUCUUGGCUGCGGAUUCUGUCGCGGGCCCCGCGGGCGGUGUUGUGGUUACUACGAUUUCCUGAACCUGGCGAGAGUAAUUUGCGAGCAACUGCAAGGGCCUGGGCGGGAUCCGAAGUCGCAAACAGAAUUUUCUUCACCGAUGUGGCUCCAAAAAGCCAGCAUAUAUCGCGAGCCAGGGUUUGUGACUUGUUUCUCGACACUCCCGAGUGCAACGCGCACACCACAGCUGCCGAUGUACUGUGGUCGAGUACUCCGCUUCUCACCCUGCCGCGAUAUGCGUACAAAAUGUGCUCUCGUAUGGCCGCGUCCAUUUUACGGGGAGCACUCCCCCGUUCGGUCGAAGGCGAACAAAUCGCAGCCGAACUCAUCGCCAGCAGCGAGGAAGAGUACGAACAGCGAGCAGUGGCUUUGGCGAAUGGCGCGACAUAUACAGCGAACGGGACAGGAUAUGCCCAGGCCAAGGGCCGCUUGGCCAGUAUUCGAAGACUGUUGUGGGAUAACAAGUGGCAGUGCGGCUUGUUCGACACCCAGCGAUGGGUCAACGACCUGGAGAUGGCUUACGAAGAGGCAUGGCGGCGUUGGGUCAAUGGCACCGGCGGUGAUAUAUUCCUCUGA
Messenger RNA from Ustilaginoidea virens, 3279 nucleotides. RefSeq lists its product as uncharacterized. The transcript is spliced from 5 exons. Gene Ontology annotation, biological process: protein O-linked glycosylation. Gene Ontology annotation, molecular function: glycosyltransferase activity; protein binding. Bases 1 to 3279 code for a protein of 1092 amino acids. Lineage: Eukaryota; Fungi; Ascomycota; Sordariomycetes; Hypocreales; Clavicipitaceae. The record is from RefSeq and is a predicted model, not a curated record.